CAUCCUGACGUCCACCUCAACUUGCUCCUCCCGUGAAAAAGAAGGCCAUACCUGACGGGGAUGGUUUCCGUCGAUUGCGACGACCAAGUUUGAAAAAACAAAGAUAAUUGCAAAAGACAGUGAAGAAGUAAGAGAGGAUAAGAGGGGAUGAAGGGAUGAUGUCACAACGACAUCGUCUGUCCAAUAAGGGGACAAUGUUCAUGUCGACCCCGAUGUCCAUCCCUUUGUUCCACAUAACAUGGAUUAUGGAUAAAAAGUUUUGGUAGAACUGGUUGUACUUAUCUCCGGGAACAAUUGGGAAAUUCGUUAUAGCUUCGCUGACCUUUUCCAGCUUUCAUCUCAUUCAUUUUCAACCAGGAUCAUCGCUGGGAAAGUCUCUCCACCGGUGACUGGAAUUUCAAAUUUGGAUCGGAUAAGCUUCAGUUCUUGCUCUGGGUUGACUGUUUAGUAAUGGAGAGUUUAGCACAAUUAGAGACAUUGUGCGAGAGGCUGUACACUUCCCAGGACUCGUCUGAACGAGCGCAUGUUGAGAAUACUCUUAAAUGCUUUUCUGAGAAUAUAGAUUACAUUUCACAAUGCCAGUUUAUUCUGGACAAUGCAUCGUCUCCUUAUGCAUUGAUGCUGGCUAGUUCAAGCCUCUUGAAGCAAGUCAAUGAAAAUAAUCUCUCGUUGCAGUUCCGCCUUGACCUCUGGAACUAUCUCAUAAACUAUCUGGCAAACAAAGGCCCUGAAUUGCAGCCUUUUGUGAUUGGAUCUCUCAUUCAACUCUUAUGCCGAAUUACCAAGCUUGGGUGGUUUGGUAAAGAUAGAUUUAGAGAACUUGUUACUGAAUCAAUUAAGUUUAUGACCCAGGCAACAUCCGAUCAUUAUGCUAUUGGCCUAAAGAUCUUGAAUCAGCUUGUUUGUGAGAUGAAUCAGCAAAAUCAAGGGGUAACUUCAACCCAUCAUCAUAGGGUGGCCGGCUCCUUCCGGGAUCAGUCUCUGUUACAAGUUUUUCGGAUAUCUUUAACUUCAUUGCACCAGCUAAAAAAUGAUGCCAUCAACCGAUUGCAGGAAUUGGCAGUAUCUCUUUCACUGAAGUGUUUAGCUUAUGAUUUUAUUGGAACGUCUAUUGAUGAAAGUUCUGACGAGUUUGGGUGUCUCCAGAUACAAGUUUCAUCUUCAUGGAAAUCAGUUUUAGAGGAACCUUCAACUCUGCAGAUCUUUUUCGAUUACUAUGCUCUUGCAAAGGCAUCUGUUUCCAAGGAGGCAUUGGAGUGUUUGGUGCGCCUGGCUUCUGUAAGACGCUCUGUUUUCACAAAUGAUGCGGCACGCACAAAUUUUUUGGCUCAUCUCAUGACAGGAUCCAAAGAGAUUUUACGAACUGGCCUAGGUCUAAGUGAUCACGAGAAUUACAAUGAAUUUUGUCGUCUUCUUGGACGCUUCCGAAUAAGCUAUCAGCUAUCAGAGCUAGUCAAUGUGGAAGGAUAUGGUGAAUGGAUACACUUUGUGGCUGAAUUCACAUUCAAGUCAUUACACUCUUGGCAGUGGGCUAGCAGCAGUGUCUAUUACCUUUUGAGUAUGUGGUCUAAAUUGGCAGCUUCAGCACCAUACCUGAAGGGAAAUGCACCAAGCUUGCUUGAUGAAUUUGUUCCAAAAAUUGUUGAAGGAUUUAUUACUUCAAGAUUUGAUUCUGUGGAGGCUGCUCUUCCUGAUGGUCCUUCAGAAAACCUGUUGGAGAACACUGAGCUUCUUCAUGACCAACUCGAUUGCUUUCCACAACUUUGUAGAUUUCAGUAUGAAAGAUGCAGCCUAUUUAUAAUAAAUAUUGUGGAGCCCAUACUGCAGGCAUACUCGGAAAGAUCUCGACUUCAGACCGGCUGCAGUAACAUUGAGCUGUCCGUUACUGAAGACAAACUUGCUUGGGCUGUUAAUAUUAUUGCUGCUAUUGUGAAGAUAAGACAGUGCACCAGUUGCAGUGCCGCUGUCCAAGAAGUAAUUGAUGCAGAACUCUCAGCCCGUGUUUUACGUCUAGUGAAUGUGACAGAUAGUGGGUUACAUAGUCAGAGAUAUGGUGAAGCAAGCAAGCAAAGGCUUGAUAAGGCAAUUCUCAUCUUUUUUCAGAACUUCAGAAACUCUUAUGUGGGUGAUCAGGCUAUACAUUCUUCAAAGUUGUAUGCCCGAUUGUCUGAACUUCUUGGACUGCAUGAUCAUCUUUUGUUAUUAGAUUUCUGUAUCCAAAAAGUUGCAACGAACCUCAGGUGUUAUACUGAGAGUGAGGAGCUUAUUGAUCAUACUUUGAACCUCUUUCAAGAGUUAGCAUCUGGUUACAUGACCCAAAAGUUACUUCUCCAAUUGGAUACCGUCAAGUUUAUAAUUGCACACCAUACGAAAGAACAUUUCCCAUUCCUAGAAAAGCAUGCAUGCUCUCGCAGUAGAACAACAUUUUACCACAUUAUAGGAUGGCUAAUCUUUGUAGAGGGUAGUUCUAUGAAAUUCAAAAUAACAAUGGAUCCUCUUCUCCAGGUUUUCCUUACUUUGGAGUCAGUGCAGGACACAAUGUUUCGUACCGAUACAGUGAAGUACGCUUUGAUUGGACUUAUGCGGGACAUUCGUGGGAUUGCUAUGGCUACUUAUAAUCAUAGGGCUUACAGUCUACUUUUUGACUGGAUAUAUCCUGCACGCAUGCCUGUUCUAUUAAAGGGAAUCUCACAAUGGGCUGAUACUCCAGAGGUCACUACACCACUGUUGAAGUUUUUAGCUGAGUUCGUGUUAAACAAAGCUCAACGAUUAACUUUUGACUCUUCUUCCCCAAAAGGCAUACUUCUUUUUAGGGAAGUUAGCAAAUUGCUUGUUGCAUAUGGAUCAAGAAUCUUGUCAAUUCCAAAUCCUUCCGAUAUGUAUGCCUAUAAAUACAAGGGAAUAUUGAUUUCUUUAACUAUUCUUUCACGAGCUCUUGCUGGGAAUUAUGUAAACUUUGGUGUGUUUGAACUCUACGGAGAUAGAGCACUUGCAGACGCACUGGACAUCACCCUGAAGAUGACACUGUCAGUUCCAUUGGCUGAUAUUUUUGCAUACACAAAGCUCACAAGGGCGUACUUUUCCUUUUUGGAAGUUCUUUUCAACAGGAAUAUUGCUUUUGUACUUAGCCUUGAUACAAAAACGUUUGUGCACAUUGUUGGUUUGUUGGAAUCUGGUUUAAAAGCACUGGAUGCUCGUGUACCCACUCAGUGUGCAUCUGCAUUCGACAAUCUAGCUUCAUUCUACUUCAACAACAUCACAAUGGAGGAAGCACCCACUUCACCUGCUGCUGUUAGUCUUGCUAGACAUGUAGCAGAGUCUCCCAAUUUAUUUCCUCAAAUUCUAAAAACGUUCUUCGAGAUUUAUCUUUUUGAAGACAAUGGCAACCAAUUGAAUUUUAGCAAACCAAUGCUAGGAUUGGUGCUUAUCUGUCAACAGAUAUUCAGUGAUAUAAAAGCUCAAGUUCUAGCUUCUCAGCCAGUUUAUCAGCACGAGCACCUCUCUUUAUGUUUCGACAAGUUAAUGAUGAAUGUCACGAAUUGCUUGGAUACAAAAAAUCGUGACAAAUUCACCCAGAAUUUGACAAUAUUCAGGCAGGAGUUUCGGGCUAAAUAGGCUUCCCCGUUUUUUCAUAGCUAGUUAAUGUUACUUGUUUUUUUGGGGGGAGGAAGUGAAUUAUUUGAACCUCUUUCCUUGAUGGGUUUUAUAU
This is a messenger RNA of Cuscuta campestris, 3709 nucleotides long. The record is from the annotation of a GenBank genome assembly. NCBI's taxonomy places the organism in Eukaryota, Viridiplantae, Streptophyta, Magnoliopsida, Solanales, Convolvulaceae.